AUGGCGCACGAAGAGCACAACAUCAACUGGGACAUCCUAGCUGCUAACCUGAUCCAUCGCUCUCCCUCAUACCCCGCGGCAGACCUAGCCUCCAAUCUGUACUUUCGGUUCAAACCUACGCAAGGGCAGGAAAUCGGCUCCUUCAUCGAGUCCUUCGUAAGGACUCUCGAAAAGCAUACUCAGGACGAGCGCCAAAGGUACCCAGAGCGAUACUCACCCUUCACGCCGGACGAGCUGAUCCUGAACGACCACGUGGCGGAGCAAAUCCGCCCCCUCGCCCACCGAUGGUGCAAGGCCUACAGCUGGCCGCUGAAGGAUAAGAUCCAGAAGACAGAAGGGCUAUGCCGACAUGUCAACAGCGCGAGCUUUGCCUGUGGGUGUCCCCUACCCUACCACGAACGGAAAGGAGCCGCUUUCCAGCGGUCAUAUAGUUACGACAGUUGCUACACUUUUUUUACCGAAAAUGCUGAGGCGUUCUACAAUUUGCAGGUGCUGAACGCGCUUCUUGUUCUGGGGGAGAUGGAUACCGUGCUGCGACUGUGCGCGACUCCAGAUAACAAUCUGCAGAAAUCGAUGCUUAGCCCAGAUCUUGGCUGGGACCAAGUCUUCGAGGCCGCUCUAAACAUCUACCUCCUUCUCAACAUCCUUUACUGCUUUCCCGAGCUCCGGGACCCAGCGUCCCGGCAAGCCCGAAACAAGAAACGGUCCGAUGAGUACCGCGCCACGCGGAUGUAUCAGCAGACUGUCAAAACCUGGACUCACGACGAGUCGGAAAGCGAGGUCGCCCGCCACCCUCACCGGCAAUUUUUCGGCCUGGAGGGCCAUUUUGGCUACGUGCUACACGUCUCGCGCGGUUGGGACCGGCCUGUCCUUGCACAACUGCGCGAGAAGAUGGCAAAGAGCAGCUGGGGGCUCGAGUCCACGCCAGAACAGAUCUCGGUGCUCUCCGUAGACGACGAAAGUUUCCCCUACGGCAAACUGCCUUUCGAGGAGUUCUUGGCUUGCGGGAAGGGGAGGGCCGCCGGCGGCCAGCAUCAGACCCGAAGCGCAGUCGACGUGGCGCGGGUUGAAGCGUAUCUUCGGGCGGCAGGGUUGCCGCAGGAGCUGGUUCUGCAGAUCACGGCCUGCACAGAGUAUGAUCGAUCGCGUUUGGGGCUCCCGGUGCCGCAUGAUCCACUUCAUCGACGGAACCGGAGGCAGCUACGGCGGCAUUUGGACUACUGCUGGCGGAUCUUGGUUCACUGCAAUAUGCUGGCGUGGGAAGUGGGCACCAAGAUCGACUGGGAGUACCGGGUGGUCGAGGCGCUGGACCGCAUGGUGUCGAGUCCGGUGGGGAUGAAGCUAUGUGAACGCGAGUGGCACGAGUCAGGUGGAUUUAUUCAGACGACGCUGAGAGGAGGGAAUGGUGAACUUCCAUACAGUAUCCCGGACUAG
Messenger RNA from Aspergillus udagawae, 1434 nucleotides. RefSeq lists its product as uncharacterized. Bases 1 to 1434 code for a protein of 477 amino acids. The transcript has 2 exons. The record is from RefSeq and is a predicted model, not a curated record. NCBI's taxonomy places the organism in Eukaryota, Fungi, Ascomycota, Eurotiomycetes, Eurotiales, Aspergillaceae.